Mauremys reevesii (Reeves's turtle) is the source of this 1696-nucleotide messenger RNA. RefSeq lists its product as uncharacterized. NCBI's taxonomy places the organism in Eukaryota, Metazoa, Chordata, Testudines, Geoemydidae. The record is from RefSeq and is a predicted model, not a curated record. The transcript is spliced from 6 exons. The coding region runs from base 845 to 1657 and encodes 270 amino acids.
CUGUCUGUCUGUCCCCAACCAAUCCAUAGCCUUUAGCUCUCAGUCUCCAGGUUUCCAGCCACCACCCAUUGGGCCGCUCCCUGCUCAGCACCGUGUCAGCGGCAAUGGCACGGGAAGGUGGAUGGGGCUGUGUGAGAUCUGAGCUGGGCGCCAGGUCCCCUGGCUGACCCCUUCCUGCCCCGAUGCCUUGCAGCUCUACACUGACCCAGGUCCGGUGUGACACAUGGGUGAGAGAGUCACAGCCACGGCCCAUCCCAUGCACCGGGCAUGGCCAGAAGGGAUCAUUAGCUCAUCCAGGCUGAGCUCCCGAAUGACCUGGGCAGGGAACUGCACCCAGCAACCUUUCAUCCAGUCUAGCAGGGGCUGGCAGAACCGGGAUGCGGCUUUUCAGUCAUGGCCGCGUUUCUUUUCUGGCUGCCUGGGCAGCAGGACUAGGAGAUGCUGCCGGCCAAGGCAGCAGCCGGGGACACUGCCAGAGCAGGGAAGUUGGUGGACAGAUAUUGACCUGCCCAGAGAAAGCAGCAAUAUCCCUGCGAGUUCAGAGCUGGUUCCCAUCCCCCUGGCGAUUCCCCUGCCACUGCUCCAGGAUCUUCCCUUCGCCUGGACCUGGAGUUGCCCUUGGAUCCCCUGAACCAGCUGGGGGUGGGAGGGCAUAAGGACAAGGAGGAUGCUAGAGCAGAUGCCGAAGGGGUUAGGGACUGGACACAGUGUAACACUGACAAAUGAUCUGACAUGGGCCAGAUGCAAGUUUUUAAUUGCAGCGUAGACAUAACCUUAGAAACUGCAAGCUGCUUCCACGGCAACCAACUUUCUUUGGCAAAAUGGUCCCUGGGCUCCCCAUAAAAUGGGAGCCACUGACAGCUCUGACUCAUUCCCCUUCCCAGGCACUCUCCGUGCCCCCACCCUCUACCUGAGCUUGAUGUCCGCCCGGCAGGGGGACUCCCUGCUGCUCCAGUGCUCCGUGUUCUCCCAGGCCCCUGCCACUCGAGUCAUCUUCUGCAAGGACGGGGAGGAGGUUUUGUUUCAGAUGGGUUCAGAGGAGAAGAUCACUUACGUCUAUAACCAUACGGUGUCCAGUGACAGCUCUGGGAAUUAUGCCUGUGGCUACGAGAUCAAGGACAAGAAUAAUCGGGUGAUCAAAUCCCAGCUCAGCCCUGUUAAGCACCUCAGUGUGACAUGUGAGUCAGGGCUGGAUCUAAAGCUCCUGUUGGGAAUUACAAUCCCUGCUGUCCUGGUGCUGGCUGUGGUGCUUUAUCUGCUGGGAAAGAAAGGAAACGUGUCCACGCCUCUGAUCACAUUGUCUAACUGCCUUUCAGCCAUGUCUCUACCAAGGAAUCAAAGGUCUGUGCAUGAGGUAGCUGUAGCGUUUUCCCGCCUGCUGGGGAGAGCCAGGCAGCAGGGACGCCCACGCCUCGGUGGAUUGGCUGGGAAGCUCCAGGCAACCACUGCCCCAGAGAGAAGAGACACUGAUAUACGCGGACAUCAAUCUGCAGCGGGGCAGAUGUCAUUAAUGCUCCACUUGCUGAAAUGUAGGACUCAGUGUGCAGCUGCAUCACAGAACCUCCCAAAAUCAGAGGCAACUGUAGGGGCCGUGCAGCUAGGCAGUGGGGAUCCUUCUCUGAGGCCACACCUGGACAAUGCAGUGUGCCCAAAGUGAUGCAUGAAAAAAUGUUUCUGCUGAAUAAAAUUGGGGAAA